AGAAACAGCUACAGCAGGGAGACCAUACAUUGUUUCACGUAAAGUGCUGUGCAACCAUGACUGAUAAAAAUAUGAUUUUACAGAACUAUACAAAUUCAGAGGAUGUUGUACUGGGUCCAUAUGUUCAGAUGUACCCAGAAAGUCAUGGACCAAACCAGGUCUUGAAUAUAAAAGUUGAGGAAGACUCAGAUCCGCAAGAGGAAGUGGAUCCUGUGCCAAUAACAUUUCAGGAAACAAAGGUUAAAUGUGAGGCUAAUCUAAAGACACAUCAGGGCAUACAUAGCGAAGAGCGGCCAUUUUGCUGCGACACGUGUAAUAAGUCAUUCAGUGACCAAAGAUUUCUGGAAAAUCAUCAGCACAUACAUACUGGGGAACCAUUCCGCUGCAAUGUGUGUAAUAAGCCAUUCAGCAAGAAAAAAAGUCUGAAUGAUCAUCAGUAUAUACAUACUGGUUGGCCAUUCUACUGCAACAUGUGUAAUAGGCCAUUUGGUAAGGAAAAACGUCUGAAGAAACAUCAGCGUAUGCAUAGUGGGGAGCGUCUUUUUCACUGCAAAAUGUGUAAUAAGUCAUUCAAUGAUCAAAGCAGUCUGGAGAUUCAUCAGCACAUACAUAGGGGGCAGCCAUUCCGCUGCAGUGUGUGUAAUAAGUCAUUCAUUGAGCAAAGCCGCCUGGAGAACCAUCAGCUCAUACAUAGGGUGCAGCCAUUCCGCUGCAAUAUGUGUAAUAAGUCAUUCAAAAAGAAAAGAAGUCUGAAUGAUCAUCAGUAUAUACACAAUGGUUUGCAAUUCUGCUGCAGCGUGUGUAACAGGUCAUUCGGUAAGGAAGGACGUCUGAAGGAACAUCAGCGUGUGCAUAGUGGGGAGCAUCUUUUUUGCUGCAAAAUGUGUAACAAGUCAUUCAGUGAGCAAAGGCGUCUGGAAGAUCAUCACCUGGCACAUAUUUCAGAGCCAUUCCGCUGCUAUGUGUGUAAUGAGUCAUUCAAUAAGAAAGAACUUCUGAACGCUCAUCAGCGCGCACAUACUGGGGAGCCAUUGUCCUGCAGCAUGCGUAAUAAGCAGGGCCAGGAUUUUGAUGACCUAAAAAUAUUUAAAUGUGACCCAUGAAAUGCCUGAAAAAUACAGAAGAAUUACUUAAAAUUAAAAAAAAAAGUCUUAAAAAUAUGUCAUGGAAGAUCCACUAAUUUUUUUAAAAUGUAUUUAAGUUGUCUCAUUCAGAGUUGCACUUUUCAUUUUUCUUGACAUGAUUUUAACAGUAUUCCCUGACACUUUCUCCAAAUAAUUGGCUACUUUUUUCACCAGAUCGAGCAAAUCAAUUAGCAUUGCUCUUUUCUCCUGCAAGCAUUUGAUUUCUUCUGUCAAGGAAUUGAAAUUUGCCGUUAUGGAAGCCAGCUGUCCUUCCAUUUCACUGCACGAGAACUGCUCCUGAGCAGCUUCAGUUGCCCUCGCAUCCUCCGUCUUCAUUGAAUCUACAGUGUUUUUCACUACCUGAAAUUGUUCACAAUAGUUCAGUCCACUUUUCCCAUCUUGUGAUGAUGGGUUGCAGGGACAGUGGAACACCAGGAACCAUAGGCUUAAACUCCCAUCUUACGAACUGGAGCCUUGAUGAAAAUCUUCAUCCUCGAUACAAGAGCAUCCACUUGAAAAAAUUUGAUCUCACUUCCUCCGUCACUCUAUGCAGUGCAUGAGCUAGGCAAGUAUCAUGCACCAAUUUUGUAUGAAAUGACUUUAUUGACUUGUCUGCUUUUAAAAUAUAUGGGGCAGCAUCAGUCACGAAAAGCAAGAUGUCAUCGUGUCUGUCCACAGUAGAAACAUGAACCUAUAUAAGAGUUCACAAAUUUUGUACUAAUUAACGAAUUCGAGGACCUCACUCUACAUACUUCACCUGGUCCAUCAGUUUCCAAGGUUCCAGUGAUGAUAUUUGCCACGUAGCAAGUCUUCAUAUUGCAGGUCUCAUAAAUGAAAAUGAAAAUCUUCCCAUGCACUUUAUUCCUGAUGAUUUCCAGGAUAUUGUUGUAGCACUUGGAAAGGUAGUUUUUUUUUCUAAGGGUGGAUUCAUCCUGGUUGGAAUGACCACAAAUCACUUCCAGAGAUUGUUUCAGUUUUUCAUUUGUUCACAGCCCCAAAUGAAAUAUUUGUGGACACCAGAGCAUCACACAGAUUUCUGAAAAAGAAAUCCAGUGACUUAUUCCCACCUCCAGACAAAGACUCUUUGUUGCAUUAGCAUUUGCACAGAUUUCUUUUUGUUUGAAAUUUGCACAGCUCGUAUAUGCUUGUCGCAGCCAAUAUGUUUUACCAUGAAUAUUUUUUCUACUGCUAGUUUUGUGUCGCACAUCUUACCAUAUAAAAUGUUAUUGUCACUUGGAACAUAUAUCAUCUCCAAACUCAACUACAGUCUACAUAACUAUGUUAAGUGAAUCGAGAGAGAUUCCAGCGAAAAAUAUUUGUAACUAAGCAAAUUUCUUUUUCUCAGAACUUGAAAAGAGUGUGAGUGACUGUUAUCAUAUCCUGCUGCCAUCUUAAUAUGAUUUAUGAUAUACAUUGUCAAUACUUUCCCCAUUACAACGUAUUAUUGUAUACUGUGGUAGCACCUGCUUCUUGGGCUGCAGCUGCAUGCUGCCUUUGUAGAGAGCUCUUAUAAUAAAGGCAGAACACUUCUAUAUUAUUCACAUUUCAGAAAACAUAUGAAUAAAACUUCCC
Cryptotermes secundus is the source of this 2696-nucleotide messenger RNA. RefSeq names its product gastrula zinc finger protein XlCGF52.1. The record is from RefSeq and is a predicted model, not a curated record. The coding region runs from base 57 to 1103 and encodes 348 amino acids. The transcript is spliced from 2 exons. Gene Ontology annotation, molecular function: RNA polymerase II transcription regulatory region sequence-specific DNA binding; DNA-binding transcription factor activity, RNA polymerase II-specific. Gene Ontology annotation, biological process: regulation of transcription by RNA polymerase II. Gene Ontology annotation, cellular component: nucleus. NCBI's taxonomy places the organism in Eukaryota, Metazoa, Arthropoda, Insecta, Blattodea, Kalotermitidae.